AUGAUUUUGUUCCCCCUCUACAUCCUCGUGAUGUUAAUCUUGACGUGCAUGGUAGAUGCUCGGAAAAAGAAGCGGCCACUUUGCCAUCUGGCAUACGAUGUGGGCCAUGCUUCCAAAGGCAAGACAAUCAUUGGGCCAUGCAUUGUUUGGCAUUUCUGCAAUUUCAGCCUGGGUGGUCCGGAGACGCUGUUCCUGAAGCCCAAGCCACUCACAAGCAAAGACAACGCAAAGCCGGGGUUUGCCAUCACUUCUGCUCAAAGCUGUGCUGUGCCUGCAGCUGCGGGUUUCGCGCUUUCGAUCUGGGACAACCCAGAGUACGACCCAGAUGACGUGCAGAAAUCCGCACUGAGAGAGAAGAUCGUUGAGCUGGACACCGGGAAGUUUGCAGACCGACAUGUCUAUGUCCUUUGGAAUACCCGAAGGGCUACCAUGGACUUCGCUCGUGGCUAUCUCGGCGUGGUGCCGGGAGCUGGGAAAGUUUCCACUGCUGAGUGGGAUGCACAGGCUCAGGCUGGCCCCUCUCUGGAUCUCGAAGCUGGCAAGCCCUAA
Symbiodinium necroappetens is the source of this 549-nucleotide messenger RNA. The record is from the annotation of a GenBank genome assembly. NCBI's taxonomy places the organism in Eukaryota, Dinophyceae, Suessiales, Symbiodiniaceae.